This is a messenger RNA of Plutella xylostella (diamondback moth), 6098 nucleotides long. RefSeq names its product zinc-RING finger and ankyrin repeat domain-containing protein rolling pebbles (gene rols). The record is from RefSeq and is a predicted model, not a curated record. Lineage: Eukaryota; Metazoa; Arthropoda; Insecta; Lepidoptera; Plutellidae. Gene Ontology annotation, molecular function: protein binding.
CGUGCGCCGCGGCCCGCGCGCGACGCCACCGGAAGCAGUGUCUGUGUCUUAUCGAUAUCCGGUUUCGAAAUUUGAAAUUCGAAUUGUGUUCGUGCGUUGUGUCUUUACUGGUGGUUUUUGGAGUGUGUGCUUGUUGUUUGGAGAUUUUAAUGGAUAACAACGACAUGGAACAAGAAGCUUAAAAAAGAUUUCUUCAGCCAUCAAACACAAAGGAGUCGACUAACGAAUAAUUCCACGAGCAUAGUCAAACGUUUAAAGUUCCUAAAAAUACAUUCACAUUUAGGAUAGUAGCUAAAAUAACAAAAAUGUACAAUUCCAGCGAAUUUCUGCAUAGCGCUGGCGUUAGCCGCCACAUGCAGGCCACUGGAGAAGCCCCUUCACAAAAAGCUAGCAUGAAAAGACGAUCAUGCGAGGUCCCUUUAGGCGACAUAUCUACCAACAAUUUCAAAGUAUCCCUCGGUGAUAUCACGAACGUUGCUACAGACGGGCCAAGCUACGAUUGCCGGUCGCUCCGCUCAGUCAAGUCGUCCAAUGAUGAUAACAGAUCCUUACGAUCGUAUCGGCCUAUUGAUAGCCGGAGCGUAAAGAACUUUCGUUCUUCGCUCAUUGAUCUGUCCAACUAUUCAUCCUUGUCUCGGCCGCCGAGUUAUGACCAGUUGUCUCGGAGGUCCAUGAUCGAGGGUGCUGGCGAUGGCCCGUUCACUUCGAGCAUCGAGGGAGUGCUAUGGUCAGAUGAGGAGGAGAAUGAAUACUUCUAUCACGAGAACAUCACAUCCGCUUGGAAUCAAGACCUGGCGGCGAUCAGACAGCUGCUGGAGAGCGAGACGGGCGGCACGAGCUGCCCCAGCUGCAACAUGCCGUUCGACAAGGGCAAGAAGAGGAAGCUGAUCGACACGUGCGGGCACGAGCGCUGCUACUCCUGCAUGUUCCGCAACGAGGCGUGCCCGGUGUGCGCGCGCAACAGCCACGCGCGCCGCCCGGAGCGCUACACGCCGUCCCCGAGCGAGUGGAGGACCCCGCGCCUCCCCAAGCCCCCCGCACCCGCGCAGACCUGCCCCACCCCCCCGCACACCCGCCGGAGAUUCUUCCUCAGCCCCAAAAGCCUCAGGAGCCCGUUCGGACACAGACGCCACUCGCAGGAGAACCACGUCCCACUGUCUGGGCUGCCCGAGGAAGGGCCGCGGACGGCGGCGUGGCCCAGCCUGGUCUUCAACAAGAUCAGGUCGCUGUGGACGGCGCACUCAUCGGUGCCGCAAGGGCUCAAUCAGCUGACAGACGACGAAGGAGGCCACAUCAAGCAGGUGGGAUACGGCGAGGCGCGGAGGCAGAAUGACCUGUACAUGCGGCUGGGACUGCUGCUGGGGGAACGAAGGAGUUCGAGGAACAAGGCCAGGGAUAGUUGCACGUCGUUGGCCUCUUUGGACGCCCAUACUUUGGCCUCGCAUAAUACUAGUCCGGUGUCUACCCUGACGGGUUCCUCCGAGGUGGAGGCGGCGACCCCCCUCGGGCGGGAGUCGCUGGGCUCGCUGGCCUCCAUGUCCCUGUCGGCAGUCAGCAACUGCUCCUCGUCCAGCCCCGGCAGCCGGCGGCAUUCUGUUAAUACGCUCCAAAAUGGGAGUAAAUCGGAGGAGCUGACUCGGAUGUCCAGUGGGUUCUUCAAAAACCGAAAAACGGCUGCCAGAAGAUCAGCCCGGGCCAGCAGCAAACAGUCUUCCACUUCGUCUGAACUUAAGAAAGUUCAUCCUUCGCCACAAUUGACGCUCAGACCGCUAUUCUUCGAAGUUCCCGCAACAGAUAGCCAAAGCUUCUUCUCUGGAAGACAGUGGCUUAUACGCGACAUGGAGAAGGCUAUAGAAUCUAGUUCUUCGGGAAUCCUCAUAUCUGGAGGGCCCGGCACCGGUAAAACAGCUUUAAUACUGCAACUUGUAGAAUACUCCUGCUUUGGAAGAAAGAAGAAUUACGAAUACGAAGAAUUGAGAGAACAAUCCGACAUCAGGGAGGUCCUUCCAGAAGAACUGACCGCUGAGAUGUUAACGCAGUUGGCUGCCAAUGUUGUGGCCUACCACUUUUGCCAAGCCGACAACAACAGCACAUGUCUAGUUGGAGAAUUCGUGCACUCCUUGGCAGCACAAUUAUGCCAAGCACCAAGACUGCAAGCCUACAGAGAAUACCUGCUAAGCGAACCCCACCUACUUGCCUGCCUCUCACUGAAGGAAUGCAUUGCAGACCCAGAUUUAGCAUUCAUGAGAGGAAUCAUUGAACCUCUAGUGAUACUGAGAAGAAAUGGCAGCAUUGACAAAACGAAUAGCAUCAUCCUGGUAGAUGGACUAUGUGAAGCUGAGUACCACAGACCUGACCACGGUCAUACGAUAGCUUCUUUCUUAGGGAGGCAUGUCGCUGAAAUGCCCUCAUGGUUGAAAGUGAUCGCAACAGUAAGGAGCCCCUUCAUGGAUAUGAUGAAACAGCUACCAUACACGAGGCUAAGUCUAGACGUUUCGGAAAAUGUUCAAAAGGACUUGCUUGAAUACUUCCAGACAAGAUUACAAGCAGCGCCAAUAAUAGAAACGAAUAUCAAAUGCUCGACCGGUAAAUCGGAAGACAGACACAACUCUGUGAUGAAAUUCGCACAGUACAUUCUUCAUUUGAGCCAAGGGUCUUUCCUGUUCCUAAAAUUAAUUUUAGAUUUGUUGGAGAGGAGUCAUAUUGUAGUAAAAUCGACCAACUACAAAGUGAUACCUAUAUCAUUGGCGCAGAUAUAUUUGCUGCAAUUCAAUUUGAAGUUUCCUACCGUGCAGUCAUUUGAGAAAGUGACUCAUAUUUUGAGUGUUUGCUUAGCAGCUCUGUACCCACUGACCUUAGUAGAGAUUUACUAUUCAGUUAACUCGCUAUUAGUGGAUACUUUUCUCCCUUGGGACGAGUUUUGUGCGCGGUUUGAGUGCCUGACAGACUUCCUGGUGAAACGGAUAGACAACACAUACAUGUUCUUCCAUCCAUCCUUCAGGGAAUGGUUGAUACGCAGAGAAGACAGUGAAAGUCCUAAAUUCCUCUGUGAUUUGCGGGCUGGACACUGUGGCAUCGCGUUCAGACUAGCAAGAGUCCAAGCUCCUUUAGACUCCGAAAAGACAAUGGAGCUGGGUCACCACAUAUUGAAAGCGCAUAUGUACAGAAAUUUGGGACCCGCGCAAUUGGGACUAUGUCCGAGAGAUCUUCAAGCAACGCUAAUAGCCACCAGCUCUGCAAACGUAGGUGAAGCCAUUGCGAACCUCAGAAAUAUCUACACUCCAAACGUGAAGGUGUCGAGAUUGAUGCUUCUAGCUGGUGGAUCACCGAAUCACAUAACCGAAUGUCUUGGCAAUGCACCUUUACUGUGCAUGUUUGCGUACCAAGGAAUUAUUUCAAUGGUGGGUCUACUCAUCGAGUUCGGAGCAGACUUGGAAGUGACAAACUCACAGGGAUGCACAGCCUUGUCUUUGGCAUGCCAAAGAGGCCAUACUGAUGUUGCGAGACGACUUAUUGCUGCAGGAGCAUCUCUAAGCCAUACCGACACAGCCGAACAGACGCCAUUGGUCCACGCAGCGAAGAAUGGACAGCGGGAUACAGUGAUAUACCUCCUUGGUUGCCAAACCGGCAGAGACGAUCGGAACUCGAUACACGACAUCGAUGGUGAUAACAUUGAGCAACUGGUCCCUGGCUCAAGACACGCCUUGAUAGCUGCAGCUCAGAAUGGCCACUUGGAUAUUGUGGAGUACUUAUUGGACACUGCUGAACUUAUUCCCGACGGCAUCUGUCCAGUCACCGGUGAAACCGCAUUGACAGCUGCUUGCUCAAGCGGCAAUGCGGCAGUGGCUGAUGCCCUGCUCAUCCGAGGAGCCACGCCUUAUUCCCUAAACGCCCGUCAGAUGUCGCCUCUAGCGCUGGCCGCUAAGAACGGACGAGCUACGUUGGUGAUGAGGCUGCUGGAUUCCGGUGCUGACGUCAUGGGGUCGGGAGGGAAGAACCCGCUUAUAUUGGCAGCAGCUGAAGGACAUGUUGAGGUUGCUGAAAUGCUGUUAGCUAAUGGUGCGGAUCCUGAUGGAGUAGAUACAGAUGGACUAUCCCCGUUAUCAUGGGCGUGUCUUCGAUGCAGAAUACCAACAGCUAUCAUUUUGCUGGACAAAGGAGCUAAUAUUGAACACGCAGACACAAACGGCAGAACCCCUCUGGGGCUGGCGUGCGGGGGCACGGUGGAUCUAGUGGAGAUCCUUCUAGAACGAGGCGCGUCGCUGGAACGCGUCGACCAGAGUGGACUGAGGCCUCUAGACCGAGCUAUUGGGCAGAGGAAUAUUCCCAUCGUCAACUGUUUCCUGAAGAAAGGAGCAAAGCUUGGACCCACAACAUGGGUCAUGGCAGCAGGAAAGCCAGAAUUUAUGCUAAUCCUCCUAAACAAGCUGCUAGAAGACGGGAACCUACUCUACCGGAAGAACCGUCCAUCAGAAGCCGCCCACCGCUACCAGUACGCUCUGAAGAAGAUCAACCCGCUCAUCAGCGAUGAAGGCCUGACGACCCCGACGCCGACGCAGCCGGUGCCUCACGAGCACGUGUCGGCGUUUGUGCAGCUGAAGACGAAUCUGCUGUUGAAUAUGUCGCGGUGCAAGAGGAAGUUGAACGAGCCAGCAGAAGCAUUGGACCUAGCAGCGAGAGCAUCAGUGCUGCGGCCGAACGCCUUCGAAUGCGCCUACGCCAUGUCCAGAGCUAUUCUAGCGCUGAACAAACCUGCUGAAGCGCUGCCUCACGCCAGGCGCGCUUUACUUCUAGCGCCACAAAACGACAUGUCAGCUGUCAGAACCCUAAAAGCGUUGCAGCAAGAAAUAUUGUCCAGAAUGAACAGUCAUGGGGACUCUAGGUCGGUUAGGAAUUAUGAUUCAAUUAGUCUGAAUAUGCCGUAGUGGGGUUUGCAUUUGUUUGGAAUGUUUUUAUGUGUGACAGUUUGAGGCUAGCCAAUUAGAGGACGGCUUUUGAUGAUAGGUUCGGGACAUCGGAUGGCAGCUGAUAGUUUGGUGGAAUUCAACGGAUUGAAAGUACAAUUUGAAGAGAUUUCUUUGUUCCAUUUUCAAAAUUUUAUUUAUCGAUUUCUUUUAAGAAAACAACUAAAGUUAUACGAUGAAUUAUAAAAAACUUAUAUACUUACUUAAAGAAUGUUUAUCCUAGUGUGAAUUGUGACUUAUUUGAAUGACAAUUAGAUUUUAAUUACUAUUUAUUGAUUGAAAUUUUAUACAUAUUUUAAAACUAUAAUCUAACGAUUUUAAACUUUAAACAUAUUAUUAUAAUUUUCCAUUUGAUAAUGAACUUGAGUAGGUAUAGAUUAUUAUAUACUUGUGAUGAGAUAUAAUUUUGUGAAUAUGUUUUUUAUCAUACGAUUCCUUGUGUGUUAUUUUAACUUAGUUAAGCUCGAAUACAUUAAAAUACCUUCGUUUACUUUUUUGUAUAUGGUUGCUUGCCAUUUUUUGUAAUGCUUUAAAGUUUUUUUAUGAGGUGUAAUAUUUUAAACCUACCGAUUACUUUUUGUUUUAAAGUGCCUUAAACUUUACUUAGUCUAAUUUCGAUGCAAUUUUAUGUUUAUUUUAGACAUACGAGUUAAACUCGAUCUGUCCAUUAAUUACUUAUUUAAUUUAUUACUUGUAUUAUUCAGUUUAAACCCAAUUUUCCUACCAUUGUAAACAUGUAAAAUAUAAGUAUGCCUAGGGUGACCAUGUUUCAUUGUUUUGUGAAUUGAAUGAAUUUAUUAAUAUUUAUAUCAAGCACAUUAUUUUGCUGAACCAUUACAACUAAUCCUAUUGGAACAUUAUCAUUAAACAAACUUUUUGAUAAUUUACCUACCUUCAAACCAAUUACUAUUUACUUACCUACCUACUAAACCAACCCAUAAAUUUUGUCAACAAAUGAAAAGUUCAUACAGUUGUAUUAUUGGCCAAAUUCGAUAUUUAAGACUGAUGUUUAUAUAAAAGUAAAAAAACAUGACUUUUAUGUAUAGAGAACGUGUAUUAUCAUAAGAAUUUGUAAGUACAAUAUUACAGUAACAGUACAUUAUAAAUUAUAAUAAACUUUUCAUAUAGCUUCAA